AUGAAGUUUGUCUGCGUGUUGUCCUGCCUCAGCCUGCUGCUGGCAGCCGCCGCUGCCGGGUACCCCUACCCCUGCGCCUCUCCGCCUUUGUUGACUGGAGGAAUCUCCUUGGUCGCCGAUGGACAAUCCUUAGCUGGCACGCUUAUUUAUGACGCUUAUGGACAGAAGGUCAGGGUUAAAACUGAGGGAUUUGCCGGCAAUGGGACCUUUUCUCUGGAACAGCUGCUGCUCUUCCAUGAGGAAGUUUAUUUCGAGAUCGACUGGAAGAAAUUCAGUUGCCGAAAGAAGAAGCUGGACUCUGGCUUCAGUCCCCUGCAAGUGGACCCUGAAGCGAAGCCAACGGGUCAGGUGAUCCUGGGCUCCAGCUCCUCUUCCGGGAUGGGAGUGCUCGUCAGCAGCUGGCAGGGAGAACUUCCAGGAAACGGCACCUACUUCACCAACUUUUCUGAGAUUGGCUGCAUCCCCAUCACUUACGCUGCUUUUGGUCCAGAAUUCGGGUUCACCUUCCUCAGCACCUACAACUGGGUGAUCGGCAUCUUUAACCCUAACGACCUGCAGAUUCCUCCCAUCUGUGCCUUUGCUCAAAUGGAGAAAUCAGGGAAACCAGAUACCUUCUUCUCUGCUUUGGCGUCUUUGGCCAGGCAGACGGCGAGAAGCGACUGA
Molecule: messenger RNA, 663 nt
Organism: Salarias fasciatus (jewelled blenny)
Lineage: Eukaryota; Metazoa; Chordata; Actinopteri; Blenniiformes; Blenniidae
Product: ependymin-2-like
Exons: 6
Coding region: 1-663 (220 amino acids)
Biological process (GO): cell-matrix adhesion
Cellular component (GO): extracellular region; lysosome
Molecular function (GO): calcium ion binding
Source: RefSeq, a predicted model, not a curated record